Ricinus communis (castor bean) is the source of this 2293-nucleotide messenger RNA. RefSeq lists its product as uncharacterized. Bases 183 to 1715 code for a protein of 510 amino acids. Lineage: Eukaryota; Viridiplantae; Streptophyta; Magnoliopsida; Malpighiales; Euphorbiaceae. Gene Ontology annotation, molecular function: protein binding. The record is from RefSeq and is a predicted model, not a curated record. The transcript is spliced from 2 exons.
GAUUAAAGAAUCCAAAAACUUAGUCAUAGAGACAAGAGACAGAAACUUCUCGCAGAGUCAAAAACAAUUUUUUUUUUUUUUUUUUUUUGUGUGCAAUAUCGAUUUAGUUCAACAAAAUAAAAGUUGAAGUGUGAUAAUUAACAUUGAUAUGAGAUGGAGAUCGUAAAUUAGAGAGAGAAGCGAUGAGAUUCAAAAAUUUGAAUUUCAUAAGGCGGAUCUAUGGUGCCUCCAAGAAGAGGCCAAAUCUAAACAAAAACCUACAAAAUGAUAAUCAGUUAUUAGCGCCGGCAGAUAGGAGUCUGAUAGAAGAAGGAAUUUUUGCAGAUUGUGUUAUGGUAUCACAGACAACAAAGCCCUCUUCCUCCUCAACUGUUAUGCUGUUUAUGGGGCUUGAUUAUUUACGUGUAGCUGAUGUCUCUAACGACAGCACCAAUAACGUAACCUGCUUAGCAAAAUUAAAGCGUAAUUCUCUCCCUAAAUUCACAGGAUAUGUUGUUUUAGACUCUAAACUCUAUGUUAUCGGCGGCGACUUCAUCAUUGAUGGUGGUGGACUUAUACUUGAUCCUCAAAAAAAUGUUCCUACAUAUUCACGUGAAGUCUGGAUCUAUGAUCUUAGCAACAAGGAUGGGGUUUGGGAGAGGGGUCCACGUUUAAACGGAGGUAAGCCAAAACCUUUAAUUGUAGCAGUGAAUGGUAAGAUUUAUGUCAUCGCUGGUACUUGUGGAUAUCAUAGACCGUUGGAUGGUUUAGAAAUUCUAGACCCGGUAUUUGAGGUACUUGAUGUUCAAUCUGGGGUUUGGUCAAAACUAUCUGACCCGCCAUUUCGUUAUGCAUACGAUUAUGCUCUGUUUCCUGAGUUUUUGUUUCAUGUUGUUGUGGGUAAUGUGUUGUAUUUAGGAGUGAAUUUACCUGUUUAUGAGGGAGGAGAUAGUAAUGGUGUGGAUCGUGUGUUUUGGUUUGAUUUGAUUCGUGAAAAGUGGUGUGAUUAUGAUUAUGAUUAUACUAAUUUCCGUAGUAGCUAUCCAGUUGUUGUGAGAAAUAUGAGUUCGUUUGGUUGGGAUUGUAGUGGUGAUGUUUUUGAUGGGAAAUUGUAUAUGCUUCAGACUGCUACAAAACCAGCUGUAUUUUGUGUUUAUGAUCUGCGCAAGGUUGAUUUUUGGUCCCGAGAUGAUAAUUUAUCUUUGGAGUUGGAUGAAUCUGUACAUGAUGCGGAAUUAGACAACUUCAAGUUCUCUUGCAAUUUGGGAGAAGGAAACGAGGGAAAGGAGGAGAAGGAGGCUAUGCAGAAAGCCAAGGAGCAAGAUGUGAAUCCUGCAUAUAAGCAUAGGAUUGGCAGGUGUAUUCCUCAUCUUGUCACUGGUUUGGAUAAGAUCUUAACUAAAUUACCUAGCGAUGGCUUAACCUCUUGGCAUCUGGUUCCUCUUGAUGAAAAAGGCUGUGUGUUUCGCCUUGUUUGUUUCUUUGUCUCGGAAUUAAGUCAAAAUCAUUUUGUUCUUCUUUCCACGUUUGAGUUAGAGCAAACGCCGACCUCUCUCCAUGCCCGAAAAGUGACCUAUACGACCACCUCCAUCAGUGAUUGUUGGGGACUGCCUAUCUUAUGCUGGAAAAUGGAACAUAUCCAAGAUAACUCCACAACAGUUGCAUCAACUAGACAAAUACUCAACUUUAGUGGAAGGUCGUGCAACCAUGUGCUGUUUCUUGGAAUACCAAGAUAAAUAAUGUAAACAUUAGUGGAGGCUAAUCAUCUUUGUUGCUCUCCCAAUCAACAUCGAAGAAGGCAUGAAGGGAGAGUGGAGAAUGGUGAGUGAAGAGCGAUGAUGAAGAAUAAGCCCAUUAUCCGUAUUGACAUAAAAAUAAUGAAGCAAUUGUUUGAUUGCAUUCUAGUAUUUUAUAGUGGGAUGAUGUAUGACAACACAAUACACAUUUAAUAUGAGUGAGAGAUAAGUACUAUAGGUUGCCAAUAAGUUGGCAAAAUUCCGUGGGAUUAGACAGGGUAAAGCCCUGGUGAAGGUCGAGCACUGGAUGAAUGGCUAUUAGUAUGGAUACUAGUAUAGAAUGAACCAUAUUUAUGCAAGACAACCUAUAACUAUGUAACAGUGUUGCGACAGAAGCAGGCUACCAAGAUGGGGAAGAACUUCAAUGGCUUAAAAAGAGGUGAAAGUACCCAGAUCGAAAAGCGUGUGGCUAAAGCUGAAAUGAAUCAUUGGAUGCACAACUGCAUAUAAUGAUAAUAUUUCAAUAUAGACAAGAAGAUGGAUCAUUAGAGUAUUAGCUUUGAACUCAAACAGAGAGU